Molecule: messenger RNA, 693 nt
Organism: Xenopus tropicalis (tropical clawed frog)
Lineage: Eukaryota; Metazoa; Chordata; Amphibia; Anura; Pipidae
Gene: or31a4
Product: olfactory receptor family 31 subfamily A member 4
Exons: 2
Coding region: 1-693 (230 amino acids)
Biological process (GO): G protein-coupled receptor signaling pathway
Cellular component (GO): plasma membrane; membrane
Molecular function (GO): pheromone receptor activity
Source: RefSeq, a predicted model, not a curated record
AUGCAAGAUCUCCUGAAGGGUCUCAUCUUCCUUCUGCAAAUGAAAUUUGGAGUUAUUGCCAAUGGAAUCAUUUUAGUUGAUUAUUUGGGUAACAUUUUUUCAGGCAUAAAGAAAAUAGACUUCAUUGUCUGUCAUCUUACCCUAGUCAACUUGGUUUCACUGCUCUCAAGAGGAAUUCCUUACUCAAUGAUGCGUUUAGGGGUUCCAGAUGUACUAACUGAUGUGGGCUGCAAAGCAGUGAUUUAUACUUAUAGGGUAACUAGAGCACUUUCUAUAACCUCAACCUGUAGUUUAAGUGUAUUUCAGUUAGCAACUAUAGCUCCCACAGUAUCUCCAUGGGCAAUAUUUAAAAGUCUAGUGACAAAGUACAUUCUUUAUUCAUUUGUAGGCUUCUGGAUCUUCCAUAUGUGUGCCAAUUCAACAAUUCCAUUAACUGUUGGCGCACCAGUAAACAACACUAUUCCUCAAAGGGCUGUGCAUUUAGGCUUCUGCUAUGCAAUAUUCUUGGACUAUAUACCUGAAAUUGUCUCUACCAUGUUUACUACAGGUAUAGACUACUUGAAUGUAACUAUUAUGACAUUAUGUAGUGUUACCAUGCUAGUCUUAUUAAAGAGGCACAGCCAACAAGUCAGAUACCUUCAGAGCACAACACAAAGUGUAGAAUCUGACACAUGUGAUGGCCAUGCUGUGUGA